UACAAGACAGGAAACAGGCAGAAGCGAGGAUCAAGAAAGCACUCGAGGGGAAGAUUGCGAAGUUCAAGAUUCCUGAGAGAAUUAUAUUCGCUAAAGCGAUUCCUAAAACUGCUACAGGGAAGAUACAACGACGCUUCGUGCGAGACGCGUUCGUGAAGCAGGCGCGACAGGAGAAUGGUGCCAAACUAUAA
Acaulospora colombiana is the source of this 191-nucleotide messenger RNA. The record is from the annotation of a GenBank genome assembly. Lineage: Eukaryota; Fungi; Glomeromycota; Glomeromycetes; Diversisporales; Acaulosporaceae.